Molecule: messenger RNA, 1836 nt
Organism: Pyricularia pennisetigena
Lineage: Eukaryota; Fungi; Ascomycota; Sordariomycetes; Magnaporthales; Pyriculariaceae
Exons: 2
Coding region: 1-1836 (611 amino acids)
Source: RefSeq, a predicted model, not a curated record
AUGGUAUUAUCAUGGCAGUUUUGGGCUACUGCAGCCCUGGCGCUCAGUCCGUUCGCUGCUGGCGCUGAGGGGCAGUCCCUUCAGGGUUACAAUGCGACGUCUGAGAUCGAGGCAGGAAUAUUGCUUCACUGCAAGCACAAAGAAGGCUACCUCUGCUUUGAUCGUUGCUUUGAAGGCGGCCAGGGGAGUUGUGCUGCAUAUUUUGAGAGCAAGGUGGUGCCUCCCAAGACCAUAAUAUCAACUGUAAUUUCUUUGGUGACAGACACGGCAACUGUAACCAAGACGUCAACUACAACCGAGACCUCAACUGUAACGAAAACUUUGACUGUCCAAUCGAUCGUUUUGACAACAGAUACUGUCACAGCAUCCUUCACAGCAACAGAGACUGCAACCGCGACCGAGACAGUGCGACAGACCACCCGGCUGACCACGACAGCAACCACAACGAGCUUGUCAACUGUGGUAACAACAUUCCCGCCAAUGACCGUUACCAUGACUCUCUCGGGGUCAACAGUCUUCAGCACUAUUUCUGCAAGCACUAUGACGCGCAUUGAGACUGUAGAGAUCAUUCAAACCAUAACUCUAGCCCCAGAGACGAUCAUCCUAACUACCACAACACCUUCGCCAGUAUCUGUCUGCCCGGCACCUACAGCAGCUGCUCUUGUGGCCCGCCGGUCUAGCAAUCCUAGGCUGAAGUGGGGUUGUGAGCCCGGCUAUAUCUGCAGUCCUCCGAAGCCAGAAGGCUGCAACGUUUGGAGCAGUUGCCCUCCAAAGGACUACGUUUGCGAGCCACAGUAUUGUCGUCCUGCUCCACCACUUCAGAUAGGCCCUGAGACGAGCAGCAAUGAGACGGGCUGGGUGCCUCCCAAUCCUUUUUACUUCAAUUUGGAUCCCACAAAGUUUGGACUCACAGGCUCUAUCUUUGAGAAGUACGAGGUUAUUCAGGUGGUUGAAGGACAGACAACCACGGUGACCACCGGUGACUGGACUCCCCAUGCCUCCGUGGCGCAACCCACGGCCGCUCCAGGCAGCCCGGCCUUGCACAUGUACAAGCCCAAGAAGCGCGAGGACAACUUGAUUGGACCACGCAGGAUCCUGUCUUGGAAGGACCUCAGGAAUGCCGUGAAGCGUGCGAAGAGACUAUAUCGGCGGCAGAACGGGGCAAACCUCCCCCCAAGAAUGGCCGUUUGCUACAGGCCAUGCCACGACGCUUUCCUCGAAGCUCAAGAUAUAGGUUUUCGUCCCCGACUUUGCAUUGAAGGCUCCUCAUACCAGGAUAACGUAAAUGGUUGCUUCGGUUGCCUGGACGUGUGGAGAAACGAGACGCAGACAGGCAGUGUCAGGGAGUACGUUGGGGACCAGUUCGAAGAAUAUCUCGCGUACUGCGAUGUCAACGACGGCACAACCCCGCCGUCGGGUCCGCAGAGUAUUGUAUCAACAGAGCCAGGUCUCACGUCGGCUUCUCAAGGUGGAGCUGUUACAAGCGGAGCGCCAAUUCCGAUCACUUCAACCUCGGUCUCAACUUCAGACUCGGCUUCAGACUCCUCUUCGGUCUCGAGUUCGAACUUGACUUCAGACUCGGCUUCUGACUCCGCGUCGGCCUCGACCUCGACCUCGGCCACUACUACGCCGCCAACUACUGGCCCUGGCCCGACAUCAACAGGCUCUAGUCUACCACGGACUACCGCAACACCUAGGACUACGCCAUCCGUUCCAGUGGUGCCAACCACGCAAUCGCCGCCAACUGUGACAACGGCUGGGGCAGUCCUCUUGAAGGGCAGCCCGGGCACUGCUCUUCUGUUGACGUUGCUUGCAGUUAUUGUUGGUCAAAUUUAA